This is a messenger RNA of Ogataea polymorpha, 2093 nucleotides long. RefSeq lists its product as uncharacterized. Lineage: Eukaryota; Fungi; Ascomycota; Pichiomycetes; Pichiales; Pichiaceae. Gene Ontology annotation, molecular function: protein methyltransferase activity; nucleic acid binding. The record is from RefSeq and is a predicted model, not a curated record. Bases 1 to 810 code for a protein of 269 amino acids. The transcript has a single exon. Gene Ontology annotation, biological process: protein methylation. Gene Ontology annotation, cellular component: mitochondrion.
AUGUCAUGGUUACAGCUUCUCAAGUCCAAAUUUCCCGCUAGCCAAGCCGCCCAGGAGCUCCGUUGGAUCCAGCAGGAGCUUCCCAAGUCCCAAUGGCACACAGCCGUCGAACUAAGAGCCCGGCUGGUCCCGUUGCAAUACAUUCUCGGGUCGCAGCCUUUUGGCGAUCUGACAAUAAAGUGCAAGCCAGGAGUCCUGAUUCCGCGGAACGACACUGAGGAGUGGUGUGAGGAGCUCAAGCAGAUCAUUAGCAAAUGCGGCGAGCCGGCCGAAGUCGUAGAGUACUGCACGGGUUCUGGCUGCAUUGGACUGAGCAUGGCGACACUUGCCAAUGUCAAAAAAGUCAUAGCGCUGGAUAUCAACAAACAGGCACUUGCUCUCAGCGAAGAAAAUCUGCGAAUAAAUUCGGCAAAAAUUAAGGCAAAAGUCGAGUUCCACUACGGCGAUCUGCUGAAGCAUCAGUUUCCGCAAACGACCGCUACACUGCUUCUUUCUAAUCCACCAUAUAUACCUCGAGAACACUUCAGCACCGACGGAGGUGUGGAAGAGUCUGUUCUCAAAUAUGAGCCAGAAAACGCACUAGUGGGGAACCUUGAGUUCUACAGCGCGUUGUGCGAGCUCGUGCGCCAGGGACCGAUCGAGGGGUUUGUCUUUGAGCUUGGCUACCGCGAACAGGCGGAACACACCAAAAGUCUUCUCCCGAGCUGGACUUGCGGUAUCAGAUACGAUUCUCGCAGAAACAUACGAAACGUUAUUGGCUGGAAACCAAGCUGGAAUAUUUUACAGUCUAUGUGCGAUGAGAUUCUAUGAAGCGGCCGACUCGUCGCCGCUCUUACGCUUCUUGCCCCGUCCAACAGCCUGUACACCCUCCGCCGGCAAGACUCUCAGGCCGUGGAACACGUACCCUCCACCAGCUCUGGAAGUCAUCAAUGGGUGCAACUUUCCAGGCACCGUCUGGUAGCGUCUGACUUUGGUUUCAGAAAUGUUGGUCAUGAUCACUCGUUUAUCUUUCUGCAAAACAUGGUCGAGCUCAAUCAGCAUCUCCUUGUAUUGGUGGUACGCAACGACUGGCCGCGACCCUGACAACGCUUCCAGAACACGAGGAAUUAGAGUUGCCGGGUUCAAGGUGGAAACACUCACUACCGCAUCCAGAUCCUGGUUUGCAACCAUCUCCAGUGUCUGUCUCAAUUUUUCUGCCCUUGCCAGUCUUUUUGCAUACAUGUUCCGGCGCUGCGGCGGCAUUUCCUCAACUUCCUUGUCUGUGAACUUGAAAACCUUGCCUGUGUCUUCGUCUGGCUCGAAAAACUCCAGGAAGCUGAUCGGACGCAGAAGUCUGUCCAGCUCAGCGUCAGUGUAUCCAGACUGUUUGAGUAUCCAUGUGUUCGGCUGGUCAUUCUCGUGCAACCAUAUGAUCGAGCCUUGUCCUUGCAUUCUUUCCAGAAGGGCAUAGACCAACAAUCCUCCCGUCUCGUCCAACACUAAAUAGUUUCCACCGGGCAUGAUAUUUGCAUGGCUCAUCAUUGAACCCAACGUCUCUUCGCUCAAAUCCAGAACCCUUUGCGGGUCCUUUUCGUGGUAGUAGUAAUUAAGUAAAGCCGAGGAGCUCAAACGGUCAAUUUGGAACCGUCUGGCAAACUUCUUCUGUUUUCUUGUUAGAUACUUCUCUUGAGAAAAUACGGUUUUUUUCUCAAAUGCUUCGUGGCUCUGAAUCAUCUUUUCGAUUAUUUGACGUGCAACCUGAUUACCCUCGCCCUCUUUCUUCAUAUUCUCGAUAUCCUGUGUCGUCAAUUUCUGGAUUUUCUGUCCAAUAUCUGUUAAAUCUUUGUUAUUAGCAGAGCUUUUAACCUCUGGAAUUGGGGUUCCGUCAUUACUAUCUUCGAGGUCUACAAGCAAGUCCUUGAUCGGGGACACUUUUUUGUCCGCAACGAUCUCGAAAGCUUGUCCGUAGGCGUAUCCAAACGUUCCAUCUACCAGAAAAUGGCCAAAUUUCCCGAGAUUGAUUGUCCCUCCAGGUUUAAGCUGAACAAUUCUAAGACUUCCUGACGGCAUAGUCACGAGACAGUGCUCGUUUGGCGAAAUCACCUUGUUCUGGC